This is a messenger RNA of Nezara viridula (southern green stink bug), 5124 nucleotides long. The record is from the annotation of a GenBank genome assembly. NCBI's taxonomy places the organism in Eukaryota, Metazoa, Arthropoda, Insecta, Hemiptera, Pentatomidae.
GUAGGUUUUAUCAGUGCAGGUUCACACUUUAGUAUGAAAAUUAAAUGCUUAUCAGACGUAUGUCUGAGUCGUUCAUUUAUUAAGUUAUAAGUUUUCAAAGUAUAUGAAGCGGGAAAAUUAUGAAAUUAAUUUUAUUUGUUACUCGCUGGUCAUUAUUGGUAGCAUUAAUAUGUUCAAGCUGCAUAAUUUUUACAUUGGCAACGGCUGAAUUAAGCAAUCUUGAAGGAAGAAUUCUUCAAACUAAUAGUUCUAUUAAUGUAGUGAAAAACGAAACUGUACCAGAAGAAAUAGUUAGUCCACCAAUAGUUCCUCCUUUAGUUGAUGUGAUCCAUGGGAAGGUUAACACUGUGGUUCAUGAAAUUCAUGGUAGUAUUGAGGAAAUUCCAAUAUUAAUCAAUACAGAGGUGAAACCCGAUGAUAGUUUUCCUUCUGCUACAGUUGAUCUCACUACUCCUAUAAUUGAGGAUGUAGGAACUCCGGUUGAGCCGGCACCACGGCUGGUGGAGGAGGCAGCCAAUGUCACCGCCCCCGAAUCACCGCCUCCAGAGGCUACGGUCAACAUGACUGCCCCCGCCACCCCUGACGAUAUACCUUCCUUCAGUGAGUGGGCCAAAAAGCAUAUGGCUGAAGCGGGAAGGAAUAAAGGUGAAAACUUGACUGUAGGGAGUGGUGGUGCUAAGUUAAGAAUAAAGAAUUAUGCAUCACCUGAUUGUGGUGCAAAAGUAAUUGCAGCCAAUCCGGAAGCAGCAAGCCCUUCAGCGAUUCUCUCCUCGACAAGGGAUGAUUACAUGUUAAAUCCUUGUAAUGUUAAGAUUUGGUUUGUGGUUGAGCUUUGUGAACCUAUCCAACCCCAGAGGAUCGAAAUUGCAAAUUUUGAAUUGUUCUCUUCAUCUCCUCAAGAUCUCUCCGUCUUUACAAGUGACAGGUUCCCUUCUCGUGAAUGGGCUCAAACAAGUGCUCUCACUGCCAAAGAUGAAAGGACUGUUCAGAGUUUUCAGCUUCCUAGAAUUUCACACUUUGUCAAAUAUAUAAAAGUGGAACUUCAUUCUCAUUAUGGCAGUGAACAUUACUGUCCAAUUUCUCUAUUUAAGGCUUAUGGAACUUCAGAACUUGAGGUUUUGGAAAAUGUUGAUGGUGAUGACAAUGAACCUGAUGAAAUCAAUGAUGAAGAAAAUGUUGGUGAGAAAAGAGAUCUUCUCGAGGAAUUGGAAAUAAAUAAAACUGCAGAACAUGAAAAUAAAGAAGUUGAAAAUGGAAAUAGUAAUCUAUUUGGGUCUGCAAAAGCAGCUGUUAUGAGUAUCGUCAAGAAAGCCGCUGAAGUUUUGGUAAAGUCGCCUGGAAACCAUAGUGCAGUGUGCAGUCAAUCUGGACCUCCAGAGCACAGGCACUGUUUUACUCCGAGUUACCAAAUCGUAUGCAACAACUGCUCUGAGGAUUUUUAUGACAAACUUUAUGAAAUCCUUUGCUGUCGUGGAACAGAAAUUCAAUGCUUAUUGGCGAACCCUUAUGUGAAUUCAGUAAUAUCUGACAGCCAGCUUUGUAAUGAAAUCGGCCUCAGUUGGGAUGAUCCAAAAAUUCCUUUAAGCUCCUCCACUAAUGUUUGGUCACCCAAGGUGGCUUACCUCAGGGCACUCCUGCCUAGGGAAAUCAUUGCUGCUUUGUGUAAUUAUAUAGCUGUAAGUAGAAAAAAAGUAAUCUUGAAUGUAACUGAGGAAGAAUCAUCAAUUAAAAGCCAUAACGAAUUAGAAAAUAAUAUUAGUAAUACACCUGUAGAAGAUAUGAGUACCCUUGAAGAAACAACUUUUGUCAUACAACCUACAAAGGUGGUUGCUUCAGAAUCUGUAACAAUGGAUGAAGUUAUUUCGGAGACUGUUUCUAUAUUAAAUGAAACUAAGGACGAAAUAAAUGAACCAGACCUAACUCCAACAGAAAACUCACCAACACCACAAGUUACACAGAAUGAGACAAUUGAUCAAGUUAUCAUUACAAACAAUUCUCAACCCAUUAUCGAACCAACAACUGAUGAACCGGUAGUUGAUUCACUUGCUUUAGAUUCUCUUUUCCCUGAAUCAGAAGAGGAACCUGAAGAAACCAAAACGGCUACAGCAGUCCCAGUUCAGAAAGAAUCAGUUUUUGUACGUCUAGCAAAUAGAAUAAAGGCUUUAGAAGUAAAUAUGUCUCUCUCAAGUCAGUAUCUCGAGGAGCUUUCCAGAAGAUAUAAGAAGCAGGUAGAAGAGCUACAGCGAACUCUUGGAAAUAUGGUGGAAGACAGAAGAUUGGCUGCAGAGAGAGAGAGUACGCAAACUGCCCAGUUAGCUGUUCUGACCCGCAAAGUAGAAACAUUAUCAAAUGCUUUAGAAGAACUCGUAACAGAGAGGGAUAGUUGGUCUACCAAGGUCUCUGUCCUUGGUCAGCAUGGGCUGAUAGUUAUUUUAGAAGUAUUUGGCUUUGUAGCAGUGGUCUGGGUUUGGAGGAGGCUUGGCGGGUCAGCUCCUCAGGAGCCAGAUCGUCAGCAGCAGCCCCCAGUGAUGAGGAGGCAUAGUGCUGAAGAACCUUGUAAACGUAACGCUGUAAGGAGACCGUCAGAAGAGGCAUGUCUUCCAUCAGGUAUGCAUUCUAGGUGGCACCCAUUUAGAUUUAUUAACCGAAGGGGCCAAAAGAAAAAUUUCACGAGAGGGAGUGCGUAAGAGGAAAAGAAGAAGGAAGGGAGGCGAUGUAGUUGUACUCGGGAGUGAUGGAGAGUGGAAGCCGUUGGACCCAGGACCAGACUUCAUUAAGACAGCAAUGUGGUCAAGGGGAAAAAGGUCAUCUCAGACCCAGACUUCGUCGAGCCAAGAGGCAUUAUCCAUCUGCAGUGAAACUGCCAAACCUAAGAAGGUUGGAGCCUUUAGAAGGUUUGUUAAGAAAAUCUUCUGAUUUUAAUAAUCUACCUCCUAAAGGUUUUGCCUUAUCUUAGAACUUUGUGUGAAAUGUGAUAUAGAAAUUACUAGAGAAAUAAAAAUCACGGUUCACUUUGGAUUUACUUCCACAAUUAUAUGUUAAUUAACUGACUUAAAAAAAAAUCCAUUCCAUAGUAUUUAAAUGUUUGUAUUUGUUUUAAAUAGUUCUUUUACAUAAGAGAUUCUAAUUUUAAAUAAUUUCGAUUAAUUUGUUGUUAUUGUUUAAGCUGAGCUUACUUAUGUUACUUAUAGUUAUGUUACAGUUGAUAAAACCAAAAUAUAUAAGAUUAGUUUGUACCUGAUUUUUUAUAUAUAGAUUUAUAUGAUUAUUUUUUAUAUGUUACUGAAUUAUGUUGGUUGGAUUGGAUUGAUUAUUUUCAAUUUUUGCAAUCAAAUGUUAAAAUUUAUCUUUUUUGUUUUAGAUUAGAAAAUAAUUUAUAUAUAACAUUAAAAUCCCUAUGAAAAUGAAAUGAAUGGCUCAAACUAUAUGUAUGAAAUUUAUGCAGUACUUAGCCUAUGAAUAGUAUUGCCAAUUCAUUUGUAUGCGGUAGUUAGUUUAUUCAAUUUCAAAUAUUCUUUUAUAUUGCAUCUGUGUCAUAAAGUUGAUACCCAUAUACAGAUGUUGAGCUCAUCAUUGAAAAGAUAUGGAUGGAAAGAAAUGAUUAAUUAUUUUGACAGAAUUUAUUCUUUUAGAUUUAAUUUAUAAUUUAUAUUUAGCCUAUUUUUAAAUUGAUCCACACUACUUUUUUUAAAAUAGUUAUAUUAAAAGUUAAUAGAAAAAUAAAUUAUUAAAUCACUUCAUUACCAUCUGUAUUAAAACAAAGGAGGUUAAAACAUUUUUACAAAUUAUAGUUUUUAUUAUAAAUUAAUUAAUAACUUAUUAAUUAUUUAAUAUGUUACUUUAGAAGUUUGUAUUAUGCACUAAUUUUUGAACUAUUGCUGUAUCAUCCAACUUCUGACAUUGUGAAGGAUUAAUUUGUAUUAUAAAGCAUAUGUACUAUAAUGUAUGUAAAUCAUUUACAUAAAUGGUCAUGGAAUUACAACUUAGAAGAAACAUAGGUGAAAUAACAUUGAGUAAAAUAAACUAUAAAAUAGAGUGAUUUUUCUGGUAAUCACAAAUUAUGAAACAUGAAUCUUUGCGAACUUGUGAUCUGUGAAUUUAUUUCUUGGUAAUUUACAGACCGACUGAAAAGGCCAAUGAUAAUAAUCUCUUAAUGAGACUAAUUGAUACCCUAGUCUUUGAAUGUUAACAUCUAGAUUUUAAAUUUAGUUAAAAAUGAACUAGAGUAAUGUUAAAAAUUGUAAAAUAAAACAUUAUUUUCUUUAAGAGAGAAGAAAGCACUGUUUUAAUAAGGAGUGCCAAAGAAAAGUAUAUUUGUAAUUUUAGAAUGCUUUAUUUAUUAAUUAUUACUAUUUUAAUUGUUGACUGAUUUUAUAAUUCCAUUACAGUUGCAUUGGGUGUUUGGAACAUAUAUACAGUUAUUUGUAUGGUACAUGAUGUGUUUAUUUAUUGAUUUUGGUUCGUUUAAAGUAUAUUUUGUAUUUAUUAAAUUCUUUACUUUAAUUUUUCUAUUAUUUGAGUUUUAUUGUAAGGAUGGUGAAAUUAUUUUAUGUUAUGUACCAUGGUUAUUGUAUCAUCAUUAACUCUAAAUAGGAAUAAAUAUUGUAUAAACGAUCUGAUUUUUGUAAUUUCAAUUGUGUAUAUACAAUUAUGUUAUUUUAUUUUAAAUGUCAUGAAUGUAUAAGAAUAAAUCCUAUAUAAUGUAAAAUAAAAUCAAGUUAAACUGAAUAGCAAUUUUUGAAAAAAAAAGUUUAUGACUCGUGAAUUGAAUAAAAUUGAUAAUGAUAAUAGUAAUGUGAUUAGUGACUUUUAUCUUGAUACAUAUUAUGUUAGAAGUACUUAAUGGAUUUUUUUUUUUUUAACAAAUCAUAUUUUGAGGGUGUAUUGCCCAAUCAUGUCUGAAACCUAAAGGAGUAGUGUAAACUUGAAUAGAAUACAAACAUUUCUUUGAGUUAUAGUCUAAUUCUGAACAAGGAAGGAAUAAAUUUAAAGUUUGUGAAUUUAAAUGCUCACAUUUUUUGUUGAAUAGCAAAAAAUGCAAAUUCUAAACUAGACAUUGAUUUUUAAACAGAUAGAUUUAAUGUUAAAAUUAAUUUAAUGUGAAGGGAACUUUCAACCUUUAGU